This is a messenger RNA of Hippocampus zosterae (dwarf seahorse), 3990 nucleotides long. It is a transcript of the gene pdzrn3b, whose product is annotated as PDZ domain containing RING finger 3b. The record is from RefSeq and is a predicted model, not a curated record. Bases 147 to 3236 code for a protein of 1029 amino acids. Lineage: Eukaryota; Metazoa; Chordata; Actinopteri; Syngnathiformes; Syngnathidae. Gene Ontology annotation, biological process: neuromuscular junction development; protein ubiquitination. Gene Ontology annotation, molecular function: ubiquitin protein ligase activity; protein binding. The transcript has 10 exons.
GAGUUGAGUUAAAGACUGCGAGGACCCUGGAAGCACCAGUUGGUGUGUGAGCGCUCCUCCGAUGACCAGCUAAGAACGCCCCGCGUCUCCGUCUCACGCUGCGGGGGUGGGGUGGCCAGAAGUUUCGGAUCGGGCCUCGCUCAAACAUGGGAUUCGAGCUGGACCGCUUCAGUGGAACGGUCGACCCGGAUUUGAAAUGCAACCUGUGCAAUAAAGUUCUGGAAGACCCUCUGACUACCCCGUGCGGCCACGUCUUCUGCUCAGGCUGCGUUCUGCCUUGGGUCAUCCAGCAGAGCAGCUGCCCCGUCAAAUGCCAGCGGAUCUCCUCCAAAGAGCUCAACCACGUCCUGCCUUUGAAAAACCUCAUCCUGAAACUGGAGAUUAAAUGCGACAACCAUGUGCGGGGCUGCGCCGCGGUGGUGAAACUGCAGCACCUGGCCGAGCACGCCGGCGUGUGCGACUACUCUCCGGCCAAGUGCGGGAACGAGGGUUGCGACGAGGUGCUCAGCCUGCGGGACGUGGACGCGCACAUGCGGGAGACGUGCGACUUUCGCGCGGCGGGCGCCUGCGAGCGCGGUUGCGGCUUGACGCUCACGCAGAGAGAGCGGCGACUCGACGACCACUGCUGCGUGAGAGCCCUGAAGGCGCACAACGGCGUGCUGCAAUACCAAAUGAUGCGCCUGGAUAGCGAGUUCAAGAAGCAGACCAUCGAAGCCAAUAAGAGGGAGAAAGCACUUCUGGCGCAACUGUCCGCCGCUCACGCCGAGCUGCAGAUGACGGCGGUGAAAUAUCAGAAGAAAUUCGCAGAAUACAGCGAGAGGAUCGACUCUCUCACCAGAACGGUGACUUUCUCCUGCAAGGAAAGCGACACUAAAAGUGUGCCGGUUGUCCUUCUCCGUGACGGCGGCUCUCUGGGCUUUAACAUCAUGGGAGGAAAGCCAUGUGCGGAUAUUCAUGACGGCCCUUCAAACGAGGGGAUCUUUGUGUCCAGAAUUAUUGAGAGCGGACCAGCGGACAAGGAGGACGGCCUUCAAAUCCACGACCGGAUUAUUGAGGUUAAUGGCAAAGACCUCUCAAAGGCGACCCAUGACCAAGCAGUGGAGGCCUUCCGUACCGCCAACGAUCCCAUUAUGGUCCAAGUCUUGCGGCGGGCCCCUGCGCCCAAACCGAUUUCCCCCACUGCCGACACGCAACUGUUAGACACCAGCACGCAGACUGACAUCACCCUCCAACACAUGAUGCCCCUCGCCACGUUGCCACCGCCGGCACCGCCUGUGACCGUGCUCCAGGACUACCUGCUUCCAGAGGGGCAUCCUCCUGGGCAUGAAUACUUUGACCCCAAUGAUUUCCUGGAUGGUAUUAAUCAAGACAUUGAACGUGAAGAGCUGGAAUAUGAAGAGGUCGAUCUGUACAGAGCCAACAUCCAAGACAAGCUCGGCAUGACGAUCUGUUACAGGACCGACGAUGAGGAUGAAGCUGGGAUCUACAUCAGUGAGAUUGAUCCAAACAGCAUCGCCGCCAAAGACGGCAGAAUUAGAGAAGGUGACAAAAUCGUCCAGAUCAACGGCAUUGAGAUCCAGAACCGUGAAGAUGCGGUCGUGCUGCUGACCAGCGAAGGCAACCAGAAUAUCUCCCUGCUGGUUGCCAGGCCACAAAUGCAGCUGGACGAGGGCUGGUUGGACGACGACAGGAACGACUUCCUGGAUGACCUUCACAUGGACAUGCUGGAGCAGCAGCACCGUCGGGCCAUGCAGUUCACCGCCAGCAUGCUGCAGCAGAAGAAGCAUGAGGAAGACGGAGUGACCACUGACACGGCGACGCUCCUCUCCAAUCACCACGAAAAGGACAGCGGGGUCGGCCGCACCGACGAGAGCACACGGAACGAUGAGAGUUCAGAACAGGAGAACCUCGCCGAUGACCAUACGACGGCAUCCAGCACGCUGAGCAGCUGCAGAAAACUGACCUACAGCCAAGACACCCUGGGCAGUACGGAGCAGCCUUUCGGCAGCGAAUCCUUCAUCUCCGCCGACUACGCCGACGCCGACUUUCUGGGCAUCCCCGCCGACGAAUGCGAGCGUUUCCGAGAACUCCUGGAGCUGAAGUGCCAAAUGAGGAACGGGGGAACAACGCAGGGCUCGUGCAGCCACGGCGGCGGCGGCGGGGCCCAAGGCCAAGACCGGGAGGUCGCGGACAAAGAGCUGGAGCUGCUCAACGAGGAGCUGCGCAACAUCGAGCUGGAGUGUCUGAAUAUCGUGCGCGCCCACAAGAUGCAGCAGCUUCGGGAGCGCUGUCGCGAAUCCUGGAUGCUCCACGACAGCGGCUUCCGCAACUACAACACCAGCAUCGACGCACGGCGACGCGAGCUGUCGGACAUUACGGAGAUGCCGGAGAAAUCGGACAAAGACAGCUCCAGCGCCUACAAUAGCGGCGAGAGCUGCCGCAGCACCCCUCUUACGUUGGAGCUGUCCCCGGACAAUUCGCUCCGACGCGGGCCGGAGCACCGAGCCGGAGGGCUGGCGAAAUCUCCCCAAGAGGCGUGCGGCCCCGGCGGGAGCGAAGCGCUUUCAAAGGAGUCGGAUUGCGAGCGGAGCAAAGCGGGAGAGUCCGGCAAAUCCGCGAGGGGCUUCGCUCCGCAACGCUCGCCGUACAAACACGCGCACAUCCCCGCCCACGCCAGACACUACCAGAGCUACAUGCAGCUGAUCCAGCAGAAAUCGGCCGUGGAGUACGCCCAAAGUCAGAUGAGCCUAGUCAGUAUGUGUCGGGACCCGAGCGAGCCGGGCCAAAAGAUGGAGUGGAAGGUCAAAGUGCGCAGCGACGGCACCCGCUACAUUACCAAGCGUCCCGUUCGGGACAAGCUGCUGCGGGAGCGCGCCCUGCGCAUCCACGAGGAACGCUGCGGCAUGACCACCGACGACGACGCCGUCAGCGAGCUGAAGAUGGGCCGCUACUGGAGCAAGGAAGAGAGGAAGCAGCACGCCGUCCGCUCCAAGGAGCAGAGGCAACGGCGACAGUUCAUGAAGCAGAGCCGGGCCGAUUGCCUGAAGGAGCAACUCGGCCCCGAGGACAAAAAGGAACCCAACAUCAUUGAACUCAGCAACAAAAAGAUGAUGAAAAAGAGAAAUAAGAAAAUAUUCGACCACUGGAUGACCAUCCAGGAACUGCUGACCCACGGGACCAAGUCACCGGAUGGCACCAAAGUUUACACCUCACUCUUGUCUGUGACCACGGUCUAAGUGUCGCUUCGAGCGAGGAGGCGCGAUGGGAGGACGGUGAGCUGGAAAUGGGACUCGGGCAGUUGGCGUCGACUUUUCCGCUUCGUUCAAUGUGGCAAAUUGUUGUCAAUGGCAAGAAAAGACUUUCGCGGAGAGUUUCCGCGGGAUUGCUUCGAUUGGACUGGAUUUGUCAGUGGCCUUGGACUCGAACCAAAUUCAUACAGUUUUUUGUUGUUGUUGUUUUUUGGGCCUUUGUGCUUGCUCUUUUGAAUAAUCUUGGAAGCAUACUUUUUAUUUGGAGGUAUGAAAUGCGCCGUGCGUAAGCAGCCAGCCGUUACACAACAUAUUUUACGAUACUUUGUUUUGAACUGCAUAUCUUUGAUCAGUAUUCUUCUGCUUCGCAUAUUCUUCUUUUACGGAAACACGUGAUUGUUUUUGUUUGUUUGUUUUUCCCGCAAAGUAUAAAACGUAAUCCUCUCCUGUAAAUAAAUUUUGGCAAAAAAUGUAAUUUGCUUAUAAUGCUGAAAAUUCCCCCCAAAGUUGUUACCGUCAGCGACAUCCGUUCCAUCGCGUUUGAGAUCAACAGAGCGUUUAAGUGCCCGUGUUUCGACAAAAGGCAUUUCAUAUAUGAUUGUGUUUUGCUGUUGAAGCACACUUUAUAGUCACUUUUGUUUUCUUCAAGUCAACAGCGGCUUCCUCCGUAAAUCCUGAGUUAGGCACAACAUUUGACAUCCUGUAAAAUGACAGAAAUAAAUUAUUGUUUUAUAUAUGACGA